This is a messenger RNA of Paramecium tetraurelia, 3210 nucleotides long. RefSeq lists its product as uncharacterized. The transcript is spliced from 6 exons. NCBI's taxonomy places the organism in Eukaryota, Ciliophora, Oligohymenophorea, Peniculida, Parameciidae. Gene Ontology annotation, biological process: intracellular signal transduction; cyclic nucleotide biosynthetic process. The record is from RefSeq and is a predicted model, not a curated record.
AUGGCAGAAAGGGAGGAAUCUAUGAAAUACUAUCACUCAAGGGAAUCUGAAAAUGAAGAAUAAAAAAGGCCUAGUUAUGCAAUGAUGAGCAUUGUUAAUAAUUAACCGCAUCCAGUAUAUUUCAAUGGAGGUAGCCAGCGGAAAUCAAUUGAAAAUUAACAAAAACAUGGCCCAUUGCUGAUUGAUAAACCAAAUUGCUUACCAAUAAUAAAAAAAGAAUUGAGUCUAGAGGAAUUGGAUGAUUAAGAGGGAAAGGUUCGAAAAAUAAAUAGUGGUUCAAGCGUAGCAGAAAUUAAUGAUUAAAAGUCAAAUAGGAGUCAGUCGAGUGCAAAGAGUGCCAAGAGUGCAAGGCAUUCUAGUAAUCAAAUAAUAAAUGGAGAGCCAAAGAAGAAAUAGAUAAGAAGAAUGAAUAGCAAAAUAAAGGCAAGAUUGUCAAAAAUGUAAAACCUCAAAUAAACAUCUGCAAUUCAGAAAAUAGUUUCUUAAUUUAUUGAAGGCUGGGCAUUCUCAAUCUUAAUGGCUAUUGUUACACUUUAUGCACUUUUUGGAGAUGAUAUAAGAAUAUUAUCAGUCAACAAAGAUCAAGAUGAUAUUUUCUUUAUCCUAACAAUAAUAAGCAUGUCAUUUUUUACAUUAGAAAUAAUCUUAACCUCCAUUGCAAAUCCAAAUUAUAUCCUAAAUUUUUAUUUUUGUCUUGAUGUAAUUUCGACUGCAACAAUGAUUUUAGAUAUAGGUUGGGUAACGGAUUUAUGGUAUGGAGAUGAAGGAGAUAUUGGAAAUGCUGCAACAAUUAAGGCCUUAGGUAGAGCAUCCAGGGUUGCAAGAAAAGCAGCAAGAGUUAUUAGGAUAAUUCGUUUAGUAAGGCUCGUAAAAUUAUAUAAACAUGCCAGAUAAUAAUAUGAAAAGGAAUAAUAAAGAAAGAUCCUUUAGGAUAUAUUAAAAUAAAAUAGACUAAUGAGUGAUGAGAAUUAAAAGUAAUAAUAAUAAUAAUAAUAAUAAUAAUAAUAAUAAUAAUAAUAAAUCAAUUCAUAAUCUCAAAAACAAAUCUAUAUUGUAAAUAAUCCCUCAUUUCCUUCGCCUCUUCCUUCUGAUGGAAAUUAAUUUUAAAAUAAUUAAGACAAAUAAGAGUAAAUUGAAUUAUAGAAAGACAGUGCUAAGCCGUUUCUCGGAUAAAUUUAAUAGUAAUAGAAUUCUGAAGUAUCUGCUUUACCAGCUCAAUAAGGAUAAUCAUAUGAUCAAAGUGCUUAAGGAAGCAGUAAUGAUUAAUUUAGACAAAGCCAAUAAUCUCUAUAGCAAACUUAAAAUCUUUAAGAAAGCAACGUGGGCUCUCGAUUGUCUGACUUAGUAAUGAGAAGGGUUAUUACUAUUAUCUUAGCAAUAUUAAUAAGCAUACCAGUAUUAACCUUAGAUACUUAUUAAGAAACACUAAACUCUUAUGAUUCUGGUAUAUUUAGAAUAGGCUAAUUUAGAAAUGAUCAAAAAAUUCUUGAUAUCUUAACAAUGUAAUAUGUAGAAUUUCAUCAAGAUGAACUUUUUCCAAUCUUGGCUGUCUUUGUCAUAAGAAAUAAUGUAACUAAUAAUUUUCCAAAAUUAAAUGAAACCAAUUUUUAAAUAUUCAAUUAUUCUCAAAACCCUGAUUGGUUUGAACCAACAAAUUUAAAUAUAGAUUAACACCGAUUCUCUGAUAAAUAAUAUUAUGCUGCAGUAGAUAUAAAUAAUAAAUUAAUAACAUGUUCAGUAGGUGAUUUAAUUGACUAUAAUCAAACGAAUGCUAUACUCUCGAUAUUUUAGACAUUAUUUGUAUGUAUAGUAUUGGCUUCUAGUGCUAUCUUAUUUAAUAAGAAUGUAAAUGAAUUGGUUAUUGAGCCAAUAGAGAAAAUGAUGGAAAAGAUAGAAUUAAUAGCCCAGAAUCCAUUGGAGGCAGUAAAUAUAGAAGAAUAGGAAGAUCUAGUAAUGGAAUAGCUGGAAUAAAAUGAAGAUCAUGAGAAGAUAAAGGAAAAGUAUAUUGAGAAGCAAAUGGAAACAUAUAUUCUUCAAAGGUUAAUCAUGAAAGUUGGAGCUUUAUUGGCAGUAGGAUUUGGGGAAGCAGGUUCAGAAAUUAUUGCAGAGAAUAUUAAGAAAGGAGGGAGUGUAGAUCCAAUGCUUCCAGGGAAGAAAAUAAUGGCUAUAUUUGGUUUUUGUGAUAUUAGAAACUUUACUGAUGCAACAGAAGUAUUAUAAGAGGAUGUAAUGGUAUUUGUGAAUGAAAUUGCUGAGAUUGUGCAUUAAACAGUGAAUCAAUAUGGAGGAUCUGCAAAUAAGAAUAUUGGUGAUGCAUUUCUAUUGGUCUGGAAAUACUUACCUAUGGAAUAUCAUCCCAAUCCACAAAAUCCAUCUAAGUUGAUUGUAAAAACAGAUCACCACAUUAAACAAAAAGGAGAUAUGGCAGUUUUGGCUUUCUUGAAGAUAAUCACAUCAAUCUCAAUUUCAAAGAAAUUAGAGAGGUAUAAGAAACAUGCUGGGUUGAAUGCAAGAAUGAAGGAUUAUUCUGUGAAAAUGGGGUUUGGAUUGCAUAUGGGAUGGGGCAUUGAAGGAGCAAUAGGUUCAUCUUUCAAAAUCGAUGCUUCUUACUUGAGUCCUAAUGUCAAUAUGGCAUCCAGAUUGGAAGCUGCCACUAAAUAAUUUGGUUCUAUUAUUCUAAUUAGUGGAGUCCUAAAAUAAUAUUUGACUGAGGAAUGUCAAAAAUAACUAAGAUAAAUUGAUAUUGUAACUGUAAAGGGUAGUGUAGAACCUGUUGAAAUUCACACUGUAGAUAUGUCGAUAAAGAAUCUGAUCCAAAAAAGUAAGGAAAUGAAAGACAAAUUUGACACUAGCAAGAUGAAUUAGAAACAAUAAAAGCAGUUUCGAGUUCUUAAUCGAUUCAAAAGGGAACAAUUGCAAAAGGAUGUCUCAAAAAACAAAGUCAAUGUUGCAGAUCAAUUUCAAACUGAUGAAGAACUCCUUCUCUCCAGAGAACCUUUUACAAAAGAAUUCUAUUAAACUUGGAAUGAAGGGUUCCAAUUUUAUAUCAAAGGCGCAUGGGAUAAGGCUCAAUUAGUAUUCCAAAAAACUUUGAUUAUGAUUCCUGAACACAAGGAUGGUCCUUCCAAUACACUUUUAGAUGUGAUACAUUCUAAUGGUGGAAAGGCUCCACAUGAUUGGAAAGGUUACAGAGAACUUACAGAAAAAUGA